CUCGCCGUUCCGCACCUCCAUUUCCUUUUUAUGUGUUCAUACCUUCGCCCCUAGCUAAUUACUCCGCAAAAUUUUUAUUUUUCGUUUUUUGGUUUUGUUUUAUUCAAGUAGGAUUGAAUAUUUGGUAUCAAAUGGGCACCGCGAUCGUCGACCCGGCCCGAACCGCGAUGGCGAAUCACAUGAAUGGCGGCGGAGGCGGAGGCGGAGGCGGAGGCGGUCGCUUCGCUCCGCCGCCUCUUGCGCAGAUCCUCCCGAGGCGUGCGCCUGAUUCCGACGAUGAGGAGGAGGAGGAGGAGGAGGACGACGACGACGUGGAGGACUCGGAUUGGGCGGCGCUGUGCGGGAGCCACGAGGAGGUGGAGCCCUCGGUGCAGGACCCGCGCGACGAGGGGACGUCGGACCGGUGGGUCCGGCGCAACCCCUCGCUGAUCCGGCUCACGGGGAAGCACCCCUUCAACUCCGAGCCCCCGCUCCCGCGGCUCAUGCACCACGGGUUCCUCACCCCGGCGCCGCUCCACUACGUGCGCAACCACGGGCCCGUCCCCCGGGCCGAUUGGUCCGCGUGGACCGUCGAGGUCGCGGGACUGGUCCGGCGCCCGGCGCGGCUCACCAUGGACCAGCUGGUCCGGGACUUCCCCCCGGUCGAGAUCCCCGUCACGCUCGUCUGCGCCGGGAACCGCCGCAAGGAGCACAACAUGGCGCGCCAAACCGUCGGCUUCAGCUGGGGCCCCGGCGCCGUCUCCACGUCCGUGUGGCGCGGGGCCCGCCUCCGCGACGUCCUGCGCCGCUGCGGCAUUGCCGCGCGCGGGAGCGGGGCCCGCCACGUGCGCCUCGAGGGCGCGGAGGACCUCCCCGGCGGCGGCGGCGGCGGGAAGGGGUCCAAGUACGGGACCAGCCUCCGGCGCGAGGUCGCGAUGGACGUGUCGCGCGACGUCUUGCUGGCCUACAUGCAGAACGGAGAAUUGCUGUCCCCCGACCACGGCUUCCCGGUGAGGGUCGUCAUCCCCGGCUUCAUCGGCGGCCGCAUGGUCAAGUGGCUCCGCAAAAUCACCGUCGCCCCAGAGGAGUCCGACAGCUACUACCAUUACCACGAUAACCGCGUCCUCCCCUCCCACGUCGACGCCGAGCUCGCCAACGCAGAAGAUUGGUGGCACAAGCCGGAGUAUAUCAUCAACGAGCUAAACAUUAACUCGGUGAUCACCACGCCGUGUAACGACGAGAUCCUCCCCAUCAACGCAUUAACCACGCUAAGCCCGUAUACCAUCAGGGGCUACGCCUAUUCCGGGGGAGGUAGGAAGGUGACGAGGGUGGAAGUCACGCUGGACGGCGGCGAGAGUUGGGUGGUGUGCGCAGUCGACCACCGCGAGAAGCCGAACAAGUUCGGCAAGUACUGGUGCUGGUGCUUCUGGUCCGUCGACGUCGAGAUCCUCGACCUCCUCGGCGCCAAGGAGAUCGCCGUCCGAGCAUGGGACGAGUCACUCAACACCCAGCCUGAGAAACUCAUCUGGAACGUCAUGGGCAUGAUGAACAACUGCUGGUUCAGGGUGAAGGUGGCAGGCUGCCGGCCGUACAGGGGCGAGAUCGGGCUGGUCUUCGAGCACCCGACGCAGCCCGGCAACCAGCCCGGCGGCUGGAUGGCCAAGCAGAAGCACCUCGAGACUUCCACCGCCACCGCUGCCGCCGCAGCCGCUCGUCUGCCGACUCUCAAGAAAAGCACGUCGUCCCCCUUCAUGAACACCGCCGCCCAGCAGUUCUCCAUGUCGGAGGUCCGCAAGCACUCGUCGGCCGACUCCGCCUGGAUCGUCAUCCACGGCCACGUCUACGACUGCACCGCCUUUCUCAAAGACCACCCGGGCGGCGCCGACAGCAUCCUCAUCAACGCCGGCACCGACUGCACCGAGGAGUUCGACGCCAUCCACUCCGACAAGGCCCGCGCCAUGCUCGACACCUACCGCAUCGGCGAGCUCGUCGCCGCCGGCUAUGCCUCCGACAACUCGGUGCACGGCGCGUCGGACUUUGCUAACCAUCUGGACACGAUUAGCGAGGCCGCCCGAGCUCCGGCUGCGGCUCUCGUCGAUCGGCGCGAGAAGGUGCGGUGCCGGCUCGUGGCCAAGGCCGUGGUCUCGCGCGACGUGCGGCUCUUCCGAAUUGCUCUCCCGUCGGACGACCAAGUUCUUGGUCUUUCAGUUGGUAAACACAUUUUUCUUUGCGCCACUGUCGACGGAAAGCCGUGCAUGCGCGCCUACACGCCGACGAGCCCCGUCGACACGGUUGGGUACUUCGAGCUCCUCAUCAAGGUUUACUUCAAAGGUGAGCACCCAAAGUUCCCCGACGGCGGAGUCAUGUCGCAGUACCUAGAGUCGCUUCCAAUCGGCUCCGCCAUCGACAUAAAGGGGCCACUCGGGCACAUCGAGUACUCCGGCCGGGGCAAUUUCAUGGUCAACGGGAAACCCCGGUUCGCGCGGCGGCUCGCGAUGAUCGCGGGUGGGACGGGGAUCACGCCAGUGUACCAAGUUAUCCAGGCGGUGCUCCGUGACCAGCCGGACGACCGGACCGAGAUGCACUUAGUCUACACGAACCGGUCGGAGGACAACAUUCUCCUAAGGGACGAAUUGGACUGGUGGGCGGCGGUGUAUCCGGACCGGCUCAGGGUUUGGUAUGUAGUGGACAGGCUCAGCCGGCCCGACAAGGAGUGGCGGUACAGCAUCGGUUUCGUGACGGAGGCCAUAUUACAGGAGCACGUCCCCGCGGGCGGCGCCGACGACACGCUCGCACUCGCGUGCGGGCCGCAGCCGAUGAUACAAUUCGCCGUUUUGCCAAACCUCGAGAAGAUGAAGUAUGAUAAAUCCGACUCCAUCUUUAUUUUUUGAUACGGCACGAUACGAUUCGGACACUGUAAAUAUAUAUGUAUGGAUUUAUUUUGACUACUGUGCUAGUCCUAUUCUUUGGUAAUUUAAGCCAACAAAAGCCUAGAAGAGAGGUCAAAAGCGGAUAAGCAGAUGCGUAUGGAAUCUCCAUUUCCAUUUAUUAAUUUGAUUAAUGCAAUGUGUAUUAUUAUGGUUUGAUGGAA
Ananas comosus (pineapple) is the source of this 3070-nucleotide messenger RNA. Its product is annotated as nitrate reductase [NADH]-like. Gene Ontology annotation, molecular function: heme binding; molybdopterin cofactor binding; nitrate reductase (NADPH) activity. Lineage: Eukaryota; Viridiplantae; Streptophyta; Magnoliopsida; Poales; Bromeliaceae. The record is from RefSeq and is a predicted model, not a curated record. Gene Ontology annotation, biological process: nitric oxide biosynthetic process; nitrate assimilation. Bases 132 to 2870 code for a protein of 912 amino acids. The transcript has 4 exons.